Naumovozyma castellii is the source of this 2457-nucleotide messenger RNA. It is a transcript of the gene FLC3, whose product is annotated as putative flavin adenine dinucleotide transporter. The coding region runs from base 1 to 2457 and encodes 818 amino acids. The transcript has a single exon. NCBI's taxonomy places the organism in Eukaryota, Fungi, Ascomycota, Saccharomycetes, Saccharomycetales, Saccharomycetaceae. The record is from RefSeq and is a predicted model, not a curated record.
AUGAAACUUAUCUCGAGGUCAUGGUGUUGCCUCUUCACAACCAUCCUCAUUCUCAUAUCACAUACAGUCUCCGCAAAGAGAAAACUAGUCGCUACAUCCUUAGUCACAUGUAUGGAUGGAUCUCAACUGUCAGCAAACAGUUUCGAUGUCAUCUUCAACCCGGAUGAUAGGUCCCUACAUUAUACCUUAGAUAUGACUACACAAAUCGAUUCAUAUAUCACCGCCGACAUCGACGUUUAUGCAUACGGAUUUAAGAUCAUUACCAAGAACGUUGACCUUUGUAACAUUAAUUGGAAACAAUUUUGUCCCGUACAUCCAGGUGCCAUCCAAAUCGACUCCAUAGAAUACAUCUCCAAGGAAUACGUCGACGAAAUCCCAGGGAUCGCAUAUAAUGUUCCAGACAUCGAUGCUUAUGCCAAGAUAAAGGUCUUUAACAGAGAUGACAAGUCCCAGUACUUAGCUUGUAUCCAAAUCUUUUUCUCCAAUGGGAAAACUGUUAACCAGACAGGUGUUAAAUGGGCUACGGCAGUCGUGGCAGGUAUCGGGUUAUUAUUAUCAGCUAUCCUUUCCACAUUUGGGAAUUCCAUUGCUGCAUCCCAUAUCUCAGCUAAUACUAUGUCUCUUUUUUUGUAUUUCCAAAGUGUAGCUGUCAUUGGUAUGUUACAUGUCCAUAGAGUGCCCCCCAUUGCUGCCGCAUGGGUGGAAAACUUAGUCUGGUCCAUGGGGUUAAUCAAGAUUAAUUUCAUGCAAAGAAUCUUCCGUUGGUAUGUACAAUCCACUGGCGGGACCCCCACCUUGUAUUUGACUGCAACAACUAUGUCUGUCCUUACUCAAAGAAGUUUUGAAUAUUUGGAGCAGAUGGAAGUCUUCAAGAGAGCAGUUGAUGUCCUUUACGGGAAUCAAAAUACUCUGAUCUUUAGAGGUAUCAAGAGAUUGGCUUACAGAAUGGGUAUAGAAAAUACUGCUGUGGUCUGCACUGGGUUUACAUUCUUCGUUCUUUGUGGUUACGUCCUUGCUGGAUUUAUUAUCAUUUGCAAAUAUUCUGUGGAAUUGGGUAUUAGACUCGGUUGGAUUCAUAAUAAGAAUAAACUACUAGGAUUUAGGACAAAUUGGAGAAUCAUUUUGAAAGGUUCACUUUUAAGAUAUAUCUAUAUUGGGUUCGUGCAGUUGACCAUUCUAAGCCUUUGGGAAUUUACAGAGAGAGAUUCAGCUGCUGUCAUUGUUAUUGCAUGUCUGUUCCUUAUCUUAUCCAUUGGAUUAAUGCUUUGGGCUGCAUAUAGAACCGUUUAUUUUGCAAGAAAAUCAAUUAAUAUCUAUAAUAACCCAGCUGCUUUACUAUACGGUGAUCAAUACGUUCUGGACAAAUAUGGGUUCUUCUAUACCAUGUUUAAUGCUAAACAUUAUUGGUGGAACGUAUUGUUAUUAUCCUAUGUCUUUGUCAAAUCAUUAUUUGUGGGUUUAGCACAAGCAUCAGGACAGACACAAGCAUUGGUCAUUUGGAUCAUUGAUUUAUUCUAUUUUGUUGCCAUUAUUUAUUACAAGCCUUACUUGGAUAAACCAACCAAUAUUUUAAACAUUCUAAUUGCUACAGUAACAGUGGUUAAUUCAUUUUUAUUCCUGUUCUUCUCAGAUCUUUUCGGUCAAAGUUACGCUGUAUCAGCUAUCAUGGGUUGGGUUUUCUUUAUUUUGAAUGCCGCAUUUUCAUUUAUCUUAUUAAUGAUGAUUUUAGCAUUCACUGGAUUAAUGAUCUUUUCCAAGAACCCAGAUAUUAGAUUCAAACCUGCUAAGGAUGACAGAAAUUCAUUCCAAAGAAACUCUAUCAAUCCAGAUGGAAUGGUCGAUGACAAGGUCGCCAAUGAAUUACUGGCAUUAGGUAAUGUGGCUAACUCUCAUAAAGAAAAUUGGGCUGAUCAAUUAAAUACAAAUGUUAACGUGGAAGACACACAAAUACCUAAUGUGGACUCUUACAAUGAAGAACACAUGGGUAUAUCAUCGUCCACAAAUGAUACAAGUAAUUUAUCGUCCGGUGAUAAUGAAAAAUUGCCAUUGACCUCAUUCCCUCAAAAACUACUACGUAAAUUAUCAAUGAAGAAGAACGAAAAAUCCAAAAAGAAUGGCUCAACAGAUCACUUGGGCCUAACAAAAUCAGAGAAUAUGUCCACAGAUGAACUUUCUACUGAGCCAACAAGUCGGAAGCCAUACCCUGGUAUAGCAUCACAUACAAGAGGAGCAUCAGAUUCCCAUAAUGGACUUAUGACUUCAUUCGAACGAGAACAAGAUCCUUUCCAUUUGGAGGAACCAAACAUUAAUGAAAAUCCAUUCGAUGAUCAAAAUCUUCAAAGUGCCUCACCUAGUGUCAGUGCUUUGAACAAUAAGGAUGGAAGUCUAGAUACAAUGCCAGUCUCAGAAAAUGUGGCAAAGGCGACAAAUCUCUUCAGUGAUUCAACAUUCUUGUGA